Molecule: messenger RNA, 285 nt
Organism: Striga hermonthica
Lineage: Eukaryota; Viridiplantae; Streptophyta; Magnoliopsida; Lamiales; Orobanchaceae
Source: the annotation of a GenBank genome assembly
AGAACAAUUGAGUUGGGGGCAAAGAGAGUUGUGGUGCCCGGGAAUUUUCCGGUCGGCUGUGUCCCCAUUUACAAGACGGCUUUCCAAACGAACAAUUCAUCCGCGUACGACAAUAACCGAUGCUUGAAGCACCUAAACGAGUUUGCAGAGUACCACAAUCGGGAGCUUCAGAACGGGAUUAAAAGGAUGAUCCAAGAAGAAAAGCCGAAUGCAAUCAUUGUGUACGCCGAUUACUACAGGGCGUACGAGUUCCUCCUUCGUUUCGCAAAGUAUCAUGGUACAUAA